UUCUCUCUAUAAAUGAAUGAACGCUUAUAUAAUAAUUAAAUUAAAUUAAAUUAAAUAAUAAUCCUCUCUAUGAACAGAAUCCAUAAUAAAUAAAUAUAAAUAAACACACAGAAGAAAUUAGAAAAAUAAAAUAGAAAAUGAAAAUGGGUGGCGGAGCAGGCGUUUCCGACGACAAUACCGCGGCCUCCGCCGUCACGGAAUUCAGCCACGCGGUAUGGCGGCGGUACCAGCACAUCCUGGACAAAUCGACGCCGCUGGUGCUGUACCGGUGGAUCUUCCUAGCGGCGAUCGCUUUGAUAUACGCGCUGCGCGUGUACAUAGUGCAGGGUUUCUACAUAAUCACGUACGGGCUGGGAAUCUACAUCCUGCAGCUGCUGAUAGCGUUUCUCUCGCCGCAGGUGGACCCCGAGAUCCAGGAGCUGACCGACGGCCCUGCCCUCCCCACCCGCGGCUCUGAGGAGUUCCGCCCCUUCGUCCGCCGCCUCCCUGAGUUUAAGUUCUGGCAUUCGCUCGCAAAGGCCUUUUGCUUCGCCCUUGUGUUAACAUUCUUCAGUGCCUUUGACGUACCUGUAUUUUGGCCAAUUCUGCUAUUCUAUUGGUUGGUUCUGUUCAUUUCGACAAUGAAGAGGCAAAUAAUGCAUAUGGUUAAAUAUAAAUAUGUCCCUUUCUCAUUCGGGAAGCAGCGUUACAAUGGAAAGAAGGCAGCUCCAAGCGACGAAGCAAACACUUCAAGGCCUUAAAUGUUUCAGGAUUUCAGACAAGUGCCUUUCACCCUAAAUAUCAGAAACCUAAUCUCAUAUGGCAGCUUGUUUCUUCAGCCUUUGUGGGCUUGUGCCGAACGAAGCCAGCAUAGGGCCAGGGGGCCAUGGCCCCCCCACUGCUUAUCGAAAACUUAGUACCAAUAGGAGUUCCUCAUUAAAAUGCCUUCAAUCCUAAAAGAUAAGGGAAAGUAAGACAAGUUAUUAUUGGGAGGCAUUCAAUUUCCCUGUUGAGAGAGGACCACCAUUUAGUGGUACAGUGUUAGUGACCUGGAAUCUUGUUCAUCUUUUGUUUAAAUAAUCUUAAUUUUUUUUAUUUUUUUU
This is a messenger RNA of Erythranthe guttata (spotted monkey flower), 1082 nucleotides long. Its product is annotated as protein RER1A. Gene Ontology annotation, biological process: protein retention in ER lumen; retrograde vesicle-mediated transport, Golgi to endoplasmic reticulum. Gene Ontology annotation, cellular component: Golgi membrane. NCBI's taxonomy places the organism in Eukaryota, Viridiplantae, Streptophyta, Magnoliopsida, Lamiales, Phrymaceae. The record is from RefSeq and is a predicted model, not a curated record.